Molecule: messenger RNA, 1605 nt
Organism: Hordeum vulgare subsp. vulgare (domesticated barley)
Lineage: Eukaryota; Viridiplantae; Streptophyta; Magnoliopsida; Poales; Poaceae
Product: probable serine/threonine-protein kinase PBL23
Exons: 5
Coding region: 41-1387 (448 amino acids)
Biological process (GO): protein phosphorylation
Molecular function (GO): protein kinase activity; ATP binding
Source: RefSeq, a predicted model, not a curated record
GGAACGGGAGUGUCCCUGGCCACUCUCGUGUCGGUCUUCGAUGGGGCUGCUCUCGUCCGCCGUGAAGAAAUGUAACACCAAGAUGCUUCUCGGCGGCGGCUCUUCAUCUCCAUGUGGUGUGCGCAGCAAGGAACAUCCAUUAACGCCUAACAAGCACAAGCGGUUGAGAAAGAAGCGCUUCUGGAGGAAGAAGAAGUCGAGCAAGAAGUUCGCCUGCGUCUUGCCAUGCGUGAGCCUCUCCGAGCUCACCAGGCGCGCCGAGUGUGAGGCCAUCACCGACCUCGUCAACAACAUCUCGGCCAAGUCAGAUGUUACCAGCCACAUGUAUGCGGCUGAGGAGAUCUUGCGGAUAACCAACCACAACAUUCCCAGCAGGGUGCUCACCUUCCGUGAGUUGUCCGUCGCAACCGACAAUUUCAGCUGCAACAACCUGGUGGGCGAAGGCGGCUUCGGGAUGGUGUACAAGGGGCACUUCAAGGACACCAAAGAGGACAUCGCCGUGAAGCGGCUCGACAAGGAAGGGUUCCAGGGGAACCGUGAGUUCCUCGUGGAGGUGCUGAUGCUGAGCCUCCUGAGCCACCCUAACCUCGUCAACCUGCUCGGCUACAGCACCGAUCUCGACCAACGGAUCCUCGUCUACGAGUACAUGCCCAACGGCUCGCUGGAGGAUCAUCUCCUAGAUCUCCCGGCGAACGCCAAGGCGCUCGCCUGGCAGACGCGGAUGAAGAUUGCGGUGGGUGCGGCCAAGGGCAUCGAGUACCUGCACGAGGUGGCCAACCCGCCGGUGAUCUACCGCGACCUCAAGGCCUCCAACAUCCUCCUGGACAAGGACUUCAACUCCAAGCUCUCCGACUUCGGGCUCGCCAAGCUCGGCCCCGUCGGCGACCAGAGCCACGUCAGCACCAGGGUCAUGGGCACCUACGGCUACUGCGCCCCCGAGUACGCCAUGACCGGCAAGCUCACCAAGAUGUCCGACAUCUACAGCUUCGGCGUCGUGCUACUGGAGCUCAUCACCGGCAGGCGAGCCAUCGACCCCACCAGGCCCACGGAGGAGCAGAUCCUCAUCCACUGGGCGGCGCCUCUGAUCAGGGACAGGAAGAUGUUCGUGAGGCUGGCGGAUCCGCUGCUGGGGAAGGACUUCCCGGUGAAAGGGCUGUACCAGGCGCUCGCCAUCGCCGCCAUGUGCAUGCAGGAGGAUCCCAGCAAGAGGCCCAAGAUCGGCGACGUCGUGGACGCGCUCACCUUCCUCUCCGAACAGAAAUACUAUCCUCAACGGGACCGGGAAGCUGCUCAGGCGAAGGGCGGAGAGGGGGACUGCAGCACUGCUCCUCCCAAAAAGGACAUGGUUUCUGAGAUCAAAGCCGAUAUUGAAAUGAAGCAGAGAUGAGCCAGACGACCAUAUAGGAUAAUUAAAGGGAGGAGAUGCAGCAGAACUAUACCUCUCUGCUCCCUCACAUUCCUUGUGUACCGUACACCACAUAGGCAGGAUGUAACUAAACAGCAGCAACAAGUCAUCUGGACUGAUGAUACUCAUUUGUUAGUCAAGACCUCAAAUUCCAGCAGCAAAAGCCAAGAGUUGAGCCGCCUAUUCCGGCGCUGUUCCAA